UUCGUUUCCUCCUCGACAGACUUUUCUGUAUACAUUGCUAUUCAUAAACUAGUAGACAAAUAUCAGAGCCCGCAUGAAAAGGAAAUGAACUUAGUGCCAACGCAUAUCGCUCGUAAAUAUCAAGGAUCCCCUUGUUCUUGUUGCGCAUUUGUUCCGUUUUAAUAGCUUUUAUUUGUCUCCUCAAUUGUUGUGCAAAUGUGACACCUGAGGAAAAUAUUACAUGAGAUCCUUAGCGAAGUCAGAUCAAGUCAGAUCAAAGCCUUUAUUUAGUUGAUACUGAAUGUUUAUCGCUCGUGUUUGAUAGCCAAAGUAUUUUAGUAUUAACUGUUCCUUCCAGAAAUAUGGCAAAAGAAGUAUAUAUAAUGCUAGCAGCAGUAAGACCGAUCCCUUUUCUUCUCUAAAUAGGAACAGGUGGGUCAUUCAAGUGGUACACAGCCAUGGAGUCAAACGGCGAUAUCAAUUUUAUAAUGUAUAUUUCCAUAUGCUUAUGGGUACUUAGUACUCUACUCUACUCUACCAAUCACAUGAAAGCUUUCAGAAACACAGCCUGCAAGGGUUUAAAAGAAGUCCCUUGAACUGAUUUCUCCACUCCUACUAUCGACAGACCAAAGAACGCAAGACUACGAUUGGAAGAGCCUGCCAUAUCUUCGUAGUUCUACCAUUCACGGACUCUAUUUGGUCGGAACAUGAAUGUGUACGUGGCAGUCACGCUGGGCCUAGUGGCAUUGUUUGGGACUGGAACGGUCUUCGUGGUAGGAGACAACAGCGACGUUUCCCACACCGUGGAAGAUGAACUGGAUUACGAUGCUAUCAUCCAGAGGGAGAUGGAGUUGAAAGACGAUGACUACACAAAGUGGGAGGAUGUAGAUGACAUGUCCCGACUACCCGCCGCAGCUCUGAGCUUGCAGCGGACGGGCCAGUCCAUUUACACAUCAUCCAUCUAUGGGGGUGGGGGUGGCGCAGCGUUCAGCGACCGCGCUUUCGAGAUACAUGGACAAAUCACCAUAAUCCGUGUGUGGAGCGGGAGACUUGUGGAUGCUAUCCAGGUGACCUAUGGAGUCCAGACUACUCCAAAACAUGGUGGAGGUGGUGGAUCUAGGCAUAACUUCUACCUCGGGCGAGAGGAGAGGAUCACGCAAGUUACCAUUAGGACCGGUCGGGUCGUGGACCGCAUCGGUUUUAAGACCAGCCUCGGGCGUACUUUGGGGGAGGUAGGGGGUACUGGUGGGCGAUAUCACGUUCUCCGCCCACCAUAUGACACUUGUUAUGUCAGUAGCAUUGAGGGAAGGUCAGGGCGAUAUAUUGACCAGUUGCGUUUUCGCUGGCAAUGCUAGGGAAGACCGUACUUUCACAAAAGUAUUUGGUGCUUGACUGCAGAUCACAUAAAAUCUUUAUAAAAGGUUAUAACGUUAACAAAAUUUAAGUCAAGAAAAAAAGGAAUAAGUCAAGUACAAUAAAAGCAUAAUGGUAAAGUUAAUGCUCUGAUAGGAAUAGAAAUUAUGCAGUCAUGCAGCGAUACUCGAAACACAUUCUGCCCACCUCUCCCUCUAGUGUCAGGCCUGACUUUCUUGUGUGCCACUAGAGCUCUGGAGAGUUGUGGUCAGAACUUCAUUCAUGGAUGUAACACGCACAUACUCCUGCACAAAACUUCUCCACUCGCGUUGGGUCCAGGUAUGGCCAAGUGCUUUCCCUGUUGCCCAAAACAAAUGGAGAGGGAAGAACGUCAACUGCAACACAGUGCUACAUAUAUAUACAUAUGGACACGUAAUGAAAGAACAGAAAAUAGGUCCAGCGACACCACCAGUGGACUUAGAUUUUCAAUGACGCAUAUAAGUACUGUGACUAGUUAUACAGAGGAGUAUGUUGCAACAAAAACUUUUUAUUUUAUUUUACCCAAGACUAAUUAUUAAAGUGACUAAAUGAUGGCACAAGCCUGAUAUGCUGUCACUUAUGAAAACUAGCUGCCAGGGUUCUGGGCAUCUGGAUUGUUGACAUCCAAAUAUAUCAGUCUAUUCAGUUAGUCGGUUUGUUUCAUCAAAUGUUGUGUGACCAGUGUGUCUCCUAAGAUGCAAUUUCAACCUUUGAUCAAUAAAAAUGAUUUAGAUGCCCAUAAUCUAUCCGCACAAAAGUUUUCCUCCUUCCUUUAUUUACUAUAUCAUUAUAGCCAAGAAUUCUUGCAGCCAAACCGGGGACUAACAUACAGCAAUUGGAUAAAACAGCUUUGUCGAACUUUUGAAUGGCAACAUCAAGUUAUACAGCAAUAAGCACCACUGAAGUAAUUACUACAGAAUAUGAGUUAGAUUCUUCUGGUUGAUACUGCACAUAAGAUGUGUGUGUUAAAAGUUUUGGUUCAGAAUAAAGUUGCAGUUGUCGUUCCAACAUGAA
Branchiostoma floridae (Florida lancelet) is the source of this 2385-nucleotide messenger RNA. RefSeq lists its product as uncharacterized. The coding region runs from base 687 to 1334 and encodes 215 amino acids. Lineage: Eukaryota; Metazoa; Chordata; Leptocardii; Amphioxiformes; Branchiostomatidae. The record is from RefSeq and is a predicted model, not a curated record. The transcript has 5 exons.